UUCGUGCACGUCCUCCGUAACCUCCAAAGAAUAUGCGGCCGUGUUUUACGUCGGGGAAAAUUACACGUAUCGCAAAAACACACUUUAGUUCGCAUCCAGUCGCUGUUUCGUGUACGUGUUUUCAGUUUCCGGUUAUUGUGCUUGAACAACAAACAUUCUGGAACGCUGUUUGAUUCCCAACGAAGAAAGCGAGAACACAAUUGACAGAAGUUUCAAGACCAAAAACUAUCGCGAGUACUACCUGUUGCGAUAUUCUCGCACAAUGACAGAUUCUUUUUCGUAACAUUAUGAAACGUUGUGAUGCGCUUCAAGACGCCUGCAAUUGGGAAAAGAAUAACCGACCGUUCUCUACCGUUAAACCUGCGUUUUACGUUCGUCCGACUUCGACACGUUGAUCCGUCAAAGUUUUGAAAUUUCACUGCGUUCUUCGUUACGACGAUCAAUUUUUCAUGAUUUUUCUCGUUUGCCGAUCGUAAUAAACGAUUACACGAACUUUCUGAUUUCGUCACCCUUUCGCUAAAAAGAAUUACCCCGGUAACACGUCUAAAAUAACAGCGAUCUGAGAAUGUGAUAAACAGAAAUUUUGUACAUUCUUAAGAGCAAAUUAAGUCGAGCAGCUUUGGAAUAUUAUUCUUAUACUCUGUACGAGUAAACAUCCAGUUCAGAAUCUAUUGGACGAAAGAUAAAACUUUGAAAGACAAUGGAUAAUUCUACACCCAAGAGAUUUUUAGGUUUUAUUAAUGUUAUCAUUAGAGUUCCUCAUCUAUUCGUCAUAGAUGAAUUACUUAGAAUUGGAUUUGGACUACCUACUCAGAAUGUAGUCCUGGAUAGCACAGAGAAUGGUUUUAAAAUGUCAAAAAAUGUAGCAUCAACUGUGGAUACAAUGGCAUCUGUAACAUCCAAUUUGUUUGUCAUGGAAUCAUUUGACUUUGGGCACCUUGCCUAUAAGAUGUAUUUUAUGAUUGUACUGAAAUUUGUAUGCUGUUGUUUAGGAUUUAUUGCUGCAAUAUGUACAUUUAUGUUAUGGGCAAAACAUCUCAUAGUCGUGUACCUACAUUUAAUAUCCAUGGGAGUAAUAGUGCUAUCCCAUUGGUCAAAUGUUAGUACAAUAAAAGCUAUUACAGCAUAUGUGGAUGCACAUGGAUCCACGACUCAUAUACUCAAUGAUAUUUUGUGUUUCAAUAUAAAAUACAUCCUAAACGAAGGACCUGGGUAUGUGUUAAUUGAAAAUUACAUAUUGCAAUGCAUAUUAGCUAGCAUUUUUUGUUACACUCAUCUUGCCCCAAAACAUCCGAUUCUGCAAAAACUUCUUGUACUGAGUUUCAUGGCACCGUCUAUUUUGGCCAUUUAUCCGCUACCGACACAAUUCCUUCAGCACACCCCGGUCUUCGCGGCACUUCUUCCAAUGGCAGUAUGUAACUUCGUUUUCUGGUACCACGGCAUUACCAUGCUGAAGACAAUCUACAUGGGCUACCAACACACGAGCAACUUCAUAAAUCAUUACGGUUUGUCCGCGCUCGCGGAAACCGAAUGGAUACGAUUGAACGUCCCGUGCGUGUUGCGCACGUUUUGGCUGUUACGCGUCGGAUGCCAAGUCAUCGAGAUUCUUCUGAAUCAUUACGGCGAUGAAACGUUCACGUACUUCGGAAUGACGAAGACGCUGCUGAUAAGCGGCUGCGAGACCUUGACGGCGGUGCUGGGUAUGACAAGUAUAAUUUCGUUCAUUUGCCAUUACAUCGGCUGCUUCUUCCAAUGGGUGAUGCUCACCGAAGACUGGGACGAGAAGAGCAUCGGCACGUUGUCGGCGAUUUUGUUUUACAUUCUGGCUCUCCAAACCGGACUGACCAGCUUGGACGGGGAGAAACGUUUGGUGCGGCUCUGCUGUAACUUCUGUCUACUGUUCACCGCGGUUCUGCACUUCGUGCACAACAUCGUGAACCCUCUGUUAAUGUCUCUGAGCGCCUCUCACAAUCCGGCCCUUCAUCGGCACAUUCGCGCGCUGGCGGUCUGCGCGCUUCUGAUACUGUUCCCGGUUACGUUGCUCGUGUAUCUGUGGUCGCACUUCACCGUGAGUACGUGGCUUCUGACGGUGUCAGUGUUCAACAUCGAGGUGAUAGUAAAGGUGGUGGUCUCGCUCGCGAUAUACUCUCUGUUCCUGAUCGACGCGUACUGCAGCGUGUUCUGGGAACAGCUCGACGACUGCGUCUACAUUAUACGCUCGUUCGGCAACACCGUCGAGUUCGCUUUCGGUAUCAUCCUCUUGAUCAACGGGUUUUGGGUACUGGUGUUCGAGUCCAGCGGUGCGAUACGCGCCGUUAUGAUGUGCCUUCACGCUUAUCUGAACAUUUGGUGCGAGGCGAAGACCGGAUGGAGCGUGUUCAUGAAGCGUCGAAUGGCCGUGAACAAAAUCAAUUCCCUGCCCGAUGCAAAGGCGGAACAGCUUCAGUCGUUGGACGACGUGUGUGCCAUUUGCUACCAGGAGAUGCAGAGCGCGAAGAUCACCCUCUGCAAACACUUCUUCCACGGUAUUUGUCUGCGGAAAUGGUUGUACGUGCAAGACCGUUGCCCGCUUUGCCACAAAGUGUUGUACAAAGUCGAGAACGUGCAGAACAACAAGGGAAGCAGCGAAGUUAUCGUCGCUGAACAACCGACGCGAAGCAACAGCGAAGAUAACGUUCCCCAAACAGUAAACGAGGACAGGUGAAAAACUGCAUAGCUGUAUUGUGAUACUUCCGGAUACGGAUAGAACUAUUGCGAAUCGUAACAUUUAGAUCGAGAAGCAUCGAUCUUCGAAAAUCUUAUCGUCAAAGAUUUCAAUAUUUUUUUUUCUUUUUUUUUUUUUUCUUUUUUUCCCGCUCAAAUUUCGAUAUUCCGGAACACGAUGUACUUUUAAGAAUGGUCGAGCGUCGACGCCUCCUUGAUCGGUUCGCGGUCCGUCGGAAGAAGAAAUUUUAAUCGCCGUAAAAAAUGCUUCGAACGAUAUAAGUCACGCGGCUCGUAUCGUUACCGCUUGCAUAGUUUGCUUACCAAACUUUCUUUACGCAAAACCUAAAGUCUUUGGUUGUUGCGGACAAUGUAUCGCGGUAUCUAAGCUUCCAUCUUGCAAACACUUCCAUUUUUAAAACGAACGGCUGUCGACCUUACUGCGUUUAUCGAUUCGCGUCUGAAAGCUUUUAUCACUCUUUCCAUUAGAAUAAACGUCCCUGAACACGAAUUAGCCGAAUUACCGUGUUUCUCUCAAACCGUGUGAAUAGUUUAAUUUAAGCCUUCGAAAGACUGCAUCGAAUGAGAUGUGUUUCCAUUUUACGGUAAUAUCUAUGUAUCGUCGUCGAUCGUUUUGAUCCGGUAUCGAUUAGUUUUUUAUUUAUGGCUUUUUUUUUAGAAAAAAAAAGUUUCGUGAUAGAUCGUUGAGCUAGGCGGAAACGAUACACGAUAAUGGAGAAUCAUUUGUUGACGAAUGGCGGGCACGAGAUAUCGGGUGAAAGUACGGGGUGCAUAAAAAUUAUAUGCAAUGACUAUAUAAAUAGCUUCGUCAUAGAAAUUCAAAAUCAAACUUUGUUUCUAUCGAAUCACACUUUUUAGAAAAUGUGCAAUUGUUAUCAGAUUUGAUCGAGGAUGUUCCGCCGUCAACGUAUAAACAGGAAUUAUUAGGAACGA
This is a messenger RNA of Colletes gigas, 3657 nucleotides long. It is a transcript of the gene Trc8, whose product is annotated as protein TRC8 homolog. Gene Ontology annotation, biological process: ERAD pathway. Bases 701 to 2704 code for a protein of 667 amino acids. The record is from RefSeq and is a predicted model, not a curated record. The transcript is spliced from 4 exons. Gene Ontology annotation, cellular component: endoplasmic reticulum; endomembrane system. Lineage: Eukaryota; Metazoa; Arthropoda; Insecta; Hymenoptera; Colletidae. Gene Ontology annotation, molecular function: ubiquitin protein ligase activity.